UUUCGGCCAGCCGCUCUCAAACUUUUUUUUCUCCCCUCCAUCUUUGUCUUUUUGAGAGAGGAAACGAAUGCACUUCUCGUUAAAGAAAGCUCUAUCAUCUACAAAAUCUCCAAAUUAUCAAGUCAAGUGUCGCUUGUUUUUGGUUUACUUUGUUUGAUUUGUGUGUUUCUCCGCGCAACCAAGGCUGAAAGCUCAAAGCUCAAAGCUCGAGCAAAAAGCUCUAGGUCUGGGACAGCUCUCGAGCUCUGGGGCAGCGCGUCAUCGCGCCAUCAUUAUACUUUGUUUGUUCAGCGCAAUCGCAGAGAGCAAUUUCUCGACGCUACUCUUUUCCUGCUUGUUCGCGAUAUUUUUCAAGAACAAAACAACGGCAGCAGACACAAUCAAAAAUGUCAUAUCGAAUCGAGUUAUCGCCCAACAACCGGGCCAACUGCAAUGACACGGUAUGCAAGGCGGCUGCCGAAAAGUGCACCAAGGGCACUUUGCGCUUCGGUAGCUGGUUUGUCAUUCCCCAGUCUGAGCAUGGAAGCUGGAAGUGGAAACACUGGGGCUGCGUCUCCGGCUUCCAGCUCUGCAACGUUCGUGACGCAGUUCAGCAGGAUGACGGAACUUUCGACUGGGAUCUGCUCGACGGCUAUGACGAGCUAAAUGAUCACCCCGAACUGCAGGCCAAGAUUCGCCGUUGCGUAGAGCAGGGUCACAUCGAUCCCGAGGAUUUUAGGGGCGACCCCAAAUUCAACGUCCCUGGCUCAAAGGGCAUUCGCGGACGUGCUAAGGUCACGAAGCUGAAGGCUAAAGCUGAGGGUGAUGAUGAGGAGGAGGGAGAGGAACAAAAGCCCAAGGGCAAGGCUGCGGCAUCCAAGAAGGGAGCCAAAGGUGGUCGCAAGAAGGCCAGCGCUGAAGAUGACGAGGAGGUAGAGGCAGAGCAGAAAACCGGGGCCCCCAAGAAGGGCCGUGGUCACAAGAAGGCCGAGGUGGACGAAGAGGAUGCAGAUGCCGAACCGCCCAAGAAGAAGGGUCGUGGCCGUAAGUCCAAUGCGUCUGUUGCCGCCAAAGAGGAGCCUGAGGAGGAAGAGCCAGCCAAGCCCACCACCAAGAAGGGCGCCCGCGCCAGCCUUGGCAAAUCCACCGACACUCCCAUCAAGGGUGAGGCAGAGUCGGAGGAGAAGCCUGUUAAAAACGGUCGUGGCCGCAAGUCCAACGCCUCGAUCGUCGCGGAGGACGAGGAAUCCGACUCAGCCCCUGUUGCGGAGCCCAAACAGGCUGCUAAGCGCAAGCGGGGUGCCGCAAAGCAGGUUGAGGCUGAUGAACAGGACGAGGACAAGCCGGCUCCCGUUAAGAAGGCUCGUGGACGCCCUAGGAAGUCUGAUACUGUUGUCGAACCUGUCAAAGAUGAGGAGGAUCCCGAGGUCGAGGAAGAUAGCGAGUCCAAGCCCGAGCCGGCUAAACGUGGCCGCAAGCCCAAGGCUGUGGCUGCGGCUGCUGCGCCCAAGAAGACUGCAACCAAGGAAAAGACCGACGGCAGAAGACGGUCUGGCCGUGGUCAGAACAGUUCCUGAGUUCUCGGCAUGUGAAAACUUCAGUUGAUGGCUCGUCGUCAUUUUGACGACAGCAAAGCUAUUGUAACAUCACCCACCAUGAGGCGGUCGACAAGGCCUGUCCCCAUAAUGUCUGAAAUUGUCCUGAUUUCGUUGCCUGAUAUUACCUUGUGUUGUUGGCGAGAUACCUCCCUGGGAUGCCCUACGGCACCGUUUCAUUAUUCGGAACAGCAGAAAUAGUUAGCGCUGCCUUGCAGUUUUGUUUUAUUUCAGCUUAGUUUUGCGGUGAAUUAGUAAGAUAUUGCUGGCAUAGGGACGCUGUGGUUUUUACGAAGCGGAACAAAAUUCGAAUGGAACGUUGAAUCAGGCAGCGCUGGCAUUAUAACGGAAUUCACAAAUGCUAACACGUGCCGCUGUGUAGGUGGGAAAGAGUGGACUGCCGAACAUGUCAUUCUAAUUCAGAUCUAGUUUUGUCUACGCCGUUGUCCAACCCGAUGAACGCGUCUUACAGGUCUCCGAUAACCAAGCCCAUACAAGCCAGC
Pyricularia oryzae 70-15 is the source of this 2077-nucleotide messenger RNA. RefSeq lists its product as uncharacterized. The transcript has 7 exons. The coding region runs from base 387 to 1556 and encodes 389 amino acids. The record is from RefSeq and is a predicted model, not a curated record. Lineage: Eukaryota; Fungi; Ascomycota; Sordariomycetes; Magnaporthales; Pyriculariaceae. Gene Ontology annotation, molecular function: zinc ion binding; DNA binding.